Molecule: messenger RNA, 7203 nt
Organism: Schizosaccharomyces cryophilus OY26
Lineage: Eukaryota; Fungi; Ascomycota; Schizosaccharomycetes; Schizosaccharomycetales; Schizosaccharomycetaceae
Product: morphogenesis protein Mor2
Exons: 1
Coding region: 231-6809 (2192 amino acids)
Biological process (GO): cell morphogenesis
Cellular component (GO): site of polarized growth; cell cortex
Source: RefSeq, a predicted model, not a curated record
AGCAUUUGGUUACUUGGGUAAGGAUAUAUUGCCGCAUUCUACUUAAAGAAAACCAGGUUCUUAUGAAAUACGGUGGAACCAAUUAAAGAUUUCCUUCAGAAAGCCCUCUGAAUCGGUAUUUCUCAAAUAUUCUUUCUCGUCUCAGCGCGAUAUCCCAAGGUCCUUUUCAAGCAUUGAGAUCUAGAAUUGCUACUUCUUUGGCAGACCUAGAAUAUAUAAUGAUAAACUGAAUGAACUCGAAUGAAACUGCUCAAGAAGAACCUUUCUACGGAGAGGAAACUGACACUCCUUCACAAGAAGAACAACAACACUCAGCAGUUGAUUAUGCCCUCCAUAUACUUUUUACCCAGUUUGUUAGGAUAUCAGAACAAAAAAUCUUUAACCUUGCUCGUCACCAAAUCAAUCGACACACACAACCGUAUCAAGUUUCAUUUACAGUGAGCGAACAAGACGCUAUUCGUCUUCUACGGAAAGGCCAUGAUGAAGAAUUCGAUAGAUGUAUUCAAGCUCUAAUCGGCCUUGCUACCAAAAAACCAGUGGCUGUGAUUGAAUCACUUCUUUAUUGGAGAAAAGUUCGGGUCAAUGUAACCAACACCAAGAAUAUUCCACAUUUCGUAGCCGAAAGGAAGAAUUUCAUCUCCGUUUAUAUUCUUUGCCGCUCUUUAUCCGAAAUUACAGAAAGUCUUCCAAAUAAUACCUUUGAAGAGAGCACAGUUUCUUCAUUACUGGAAUGCAUAUUUCACCAGUUAUUAAACCCAAAAAAUCUCCCAAAUUGUUCAUCUUCUUUGAGACUCGCUAACUGGGAGAGCUUUGCUUAUUUAUUAGGGAGUCUUUCUCGCUUCAACUUUGUCAUGGUAUCCGAUCGAUUCAUAGAAGAAAUCGAAAAAUUGGAAAAAUCGAAUAUGGAUUUUAAGGUAAGAGAAGCUUAUCUUAUAUACAUUCUUCGCGCUAUGAGACACCUUCAUAUAAGACUUUACCCAAUAGCACACUUGGAGGAAUGUGUUGCUUUCCUAGAAUCCUUAGCAUCUUUUUUUAUCAAAUCGAACCAAGCGGUUCAGAUUGAGCACGCUUUUCUUUUCGAAAACCUCCUUUCUCCUCUUGUAAUACAUGCGACGUUUGAAGUAAAUAUUCCAGCCUGGAUACGCACUGUACACUCCCUUUAUCCCGUUGCAUUUAAGUCAAGCACCAAGUCUAAAUUUUGGCACAUAUGGUUUCCUUUCCUAUGUUCAUUGUUAUGCCUUUCCCCGAAAGAAUUUUUUCUGGAAAAUUGGUUAGCAACGUUAGAGGCUUCCUUUGUUCGUAUAAAAGAUAGAAGGCUUCGAUGUACGGGUUUGAAAUCUGUGGCGAAGGUUCUUUGGGUUUGUCUUAAUCGUCUUCAAGAAAAUACUGAUGAAAACCUGGAAAAUAUCUCCUACAUCUUAAAGCCUAUUUUUUUCCAGGGAAAAACUUUCAAUGUAACCCCCUUUGCUACAGUUGAUGAAGUGGAAGGGUUUUCACAACUAUUAAGAGUCCUUGCUCCUCAUUAUCCGGAUUAUGUUAUAAACGAAAUAUUAGAGCCCUUACUAAUGGAUGCAUUUAAUGAGAAUAUGGGUUGUGAGAAAAUGAUGAUCGCAGUACGAUCCUCCUAUUACAUAUUACAGGAUAUUAGGCUAAAAAAUUCUUCCAAAGAGUUGUUUAAUUUUAUCGAUUUUCAAUUCAUUGAUCUUUGGAGCGAUGCGAUGGGUUCAUGCUGGCAAACAUUUAUAAAGAAUUUAUCGCAGAGAGCGCUUUUUCUGAUACUUCAACUCUCGAAUGACACUAACCGUUGUUAUAAUUCACGGAAUCCUGCAGGUUACUUGGGCUUAUAUAGCAAUUCCCUAAAAAUUUUUCCUUGUUUAACUGCUAAAAUUGAGCCUAAAAUAAUUGAUGCAUACGUCAAGUGUUUAAACUGUCCUAACAAAGUUAUUCAUCUCUCGUGUCAUAACGCUCUUCUUUAUUUCGCAUCAACGCUUAAUUUGACCAAGCCAGUAAUUUCAUGUUUAUCUAGAAAACUCGUUCAAGGCUCAGAGUACCUACUUCGUACUUAUCACGAGGUAAUACAAAUAUGGAUUCAACAACAAGAAGCUGUUAUUGAAAAACGAAGUUCUUACCUUAGCAGCAAGUCUAAUCUUACUUCGGACAACGAGAACGCGAGCUUGGGUAAACAGGAUUACGAUGAAACUCAAAGCUGGAUGAUCAUUGAAGAAAUUCAGUCGCUUGCUGUUUUACAUCUUUCAUCUCCCUCAGUCGAUAUUCGUCAAUUUGCAGUAGCUUUGCUUAAUGAUGUGAAAAAGCUAAACACAGAAUAUUUAGUAUUAUCAUCUGAUAACUAUACGACUGGAGAAGUCUAUUCUGAGCCUACUAUAGUGGAUGUACUGAAAGAUUGCGACUCUUCUAUAUUGAGCAUAGAGAGUCAUCUGCCUACUGCUGCUGAACGCUCUCGUUUGAGGAAAUUUAUUAACGAUGGAACGAAAGAUAUGUUGCUCAAACUUGCAACUUCAAACAGUGGAGUUGAUAUAUCAAUUUGGUAUAACGUUUUUCCUAAGUUUAUUAAAGUUUGUUUCGAACGGUUCCCAACUACAAUGGCAUUAUUGAGGAACACAGUAUGUGCAAAGCUUCCUAGUAUAACAUCAAAACUGCUUUCGAAAAUCGAUAUCUCAGACGUUAAUUUCAACUUGAAAAGUGCCGUGAACAAUAAUGAAUUUCCCGAAUAUCUUCUUGUUCAGUGGAAGUUGUAUUUAAUUGUUGCUUGUUGUACUAUUACUUAUACUUCCAAUUUAGACUUAUCGCAAACAAACUUGCGACGAGCUUUAACAGCUGUUCAGUCCGGGACUCAUUUACGGAGCUUACAAGAAACUACAAAGAUCACUUCUGCUGAAAGCCUUUUUAGCAUGAUACUUCCGUUAAUUUUCGUAGACUUUUCCCCUAUUCGUGAGGCCGUAGUGUUUGCUACAGGCUGUAUCAAUGUAAAUGCAUUUCCCCAACUCGUCAGAUCUCUGAAGCCUUAUAUUUCAUUUUUAAAGGAGGAAAAGCCAGAGUUUUUGCUUCGAAAUCUAAAUUUUAACUUCGGACGACGAAAUAAAUCUGAUAACUUAUUAAGGUCUGAAAUAGCACAUAUUUUUGCCUUAACAUCUCAUCUUCUGAUUCAUGAUUCAAUGAAAGAUGAGACUGAUACUUUAUUAAUUAUCUCUGAGUUUUUGAAGGAUCUAAAAAUUUACUUAACUUCUCACACUCAAGGUGAUGUUAGUUCAUUAAAGACUAAAUGCUAUUUUGCACAGCUUCUUGAGAAAAUUACAUUAUAUCAAAAUAUGAAUGACUCUUUCGAGAUAUUGCCACUAUCUGGUCGAGUUUCUUGUUGGAAACUUUUAGAUGAAUGGACCGGUUUUGGUCCAGCUAAACAAAUAAUGAAAAACAAUCAAGAUGAGAUUCGUCGUAAUAUCAUGGAAAGCCAAAAAGACAUGAGAGAACGCGAUCGUCUUCUUGCAUCGUUUGAAGUAGCUAAACAAAAUCUUGAAUAUUUAGCAAUUAAAGCUAUGAUAACUUUGAGCACUUCUAGGCUUCAUCAAGAACUAGGUGAAGCCAUAUUUUCUUUUGAUGUUGAGGUUUUACUCAAUUGGUAUACAGCCGUUUUUAACUCUCUUUCAAAAGUCAUAAUAAACCUUGCUAGAAAAGGUCUGUGUACCUUACUAAUAAAAAAUUGGGACAAUGAGUUACUACUCCAAAAAGUGAUAGAAAAAUGCUUUUUGCAAGGUAUCCCGCAACAAACAUGCGAUUAUUUCUUUCUGGCUCUUUCGGAAAUGCUUGUUCACACUGAAGUUGGACAUCUGAGUAUUCCAAAACUGUUACCACUCUGUUUAGUCAAACUUUCAGCAAACAAUAUAUCUGUUAGAUUGAAAGCUUUUGAGUUGCUAGGAAAAUUUCGGCUUAACAGUUUUACAUUGACAACCAUGAUGGAAAUGAAGAGCUUUUUGGAAUCCAGUAAUCCCGCUCUGUAUUUAAAGCCUCAAUAUUUAUUUUCGGUUCAACUUGCUAAUGAUUUUUCUGAGGCUUCUUUUGCUUUGACAUCUGAAUGCUUGAGGUAUUUUAAUUAUGGCGAUUUUCAUCGACGAGGAUUGGUUACCGUUUUACUUCCUUGGUUACAGAACCUGGAGCUCAAAAUGGAUGUUGGCAAUAAAACAUUUGAAUUUUAUACCGUCGCCAUGUUGAUGGGCUUAAUUGAAGUUACUACGAGGUACACUAAAGACUUACCUAACGAGAUUGAAGCGCUUUGGACGUCUUUAGCUUUGUCAGGACAUAAGAAAAAUUGGACUGUGAUAUUAUUUUUCUUGAUGCAACAAUGUUUUAAUCGAAAAACAUUCGCAUUUGUAGAGUGCACACGGCAAAUCACAAUUUACCUUGCAAAAACCGAAAUACUUCCGGGCUUAUAUGCUACUUUAUUAUCCUUUAUAUCUUCCACGAAUGCAUCCAACGAAAAUCAGGAGGUAUUUUCUUACGAUGUUGAAAAUUCAAAUCAUAUGUACAUUGCGGAUCUAGAUAGUCUUUUUCCACCGGAGAAGGAUUCAAUAUUUUAUUCACCAUGCCAGUUGUCUUUAUUAUUGCUGAUGGAUAUAGUCCCUAAUCCGUCUAUUAGAAUCGGGGCUAAUGAGAUAGCUACAAUUCUUCAAGCAGCGUUCAUACAACUGGAUCAUUAUUCUAAAAUAGUUCGGAAGCAAUGCCGUCAAAUUAUUCAUUAUAUUGUUGAAAAAGUACAAGCAAUGGAAGGAAGGUUAUAUUCUGAUGAUAAUUACUUUAGUCUGUUGGAUUCUGAAGAUAUAUUUUCUGUUAAGGCAAAAAAUGAUAGUUUGGAAAACUUCAAGACUACUCGUUAUGAUCAUUUAAUUGCCAAAACUAAUGAGGUAUUAUCUAAUACGUAUCCUGACUUAAUACAGAUAUGGGGAAAGAUAGCCUUAAACUGGGCUACAACUUGCCCAUCAAGACGACUGGCUUGUAAUUCUUUUCAGAUUUUCCGUUGUAUACUACCUAAGUUCGAUACCAACAUUCAGCUGAACUUAGUAGCCAGAUUAGUUGGGACGAUCUCAGACGAAGAAAAGUAUUUGUACGAUUAUUCUAUUGAAAUUCUUGCCACUGUUAAUGCAUAUGUGACUACUAUGGAUCCUGCUGAUUUGAUGUUUUAUCCUCAAUUAUUUUGGACUUCUGUAGCAUGUCUCACUACUGUUCACGAAGAAGAAUAUCUAUAUGCGGUCAAAAUUGCAUUUAAUUUUCUAAAAAGAACAGAAGAUCUCCCCGAAUGCCUUCAACAAUUGAUAGAUUCUUUUCCAAAAUCAUGGUAUGGGAAGUUUGAUGGCCUUCAAUUGCUAGUAUUACGAGGCUUUCGGUCAACAAAAUCGUUUAACAUGUCAAUGCAACUGUUUAUGCUACUAAUGGAUUACAGCGAUAAUCACAUAGUCGGAAACGGUUAUUUCCGACAUUUAGCUUGUUUGUUAGUUUCAUUACCUGCAAUGCUUUCAACAUACGAAACGUCCGAAAAGCUACCCUUUGAUUUGGAUGAAUUCUGUGGUAAAUUAACCAAUUUGGCAUCCAUGUACGAGAAUCUCGAACUAAUUGAAUUGAUUAAAACGUAUAUGAAAAGACAAUUUAGGAGUUCGGAUGACUUUUUGAAAUGUGCUGUCUCAUAUAUAACCUCAAACUUUUUUGAAGAGUUUGCUUUGGAAAUCAUAACAGUUCUUUCGAUGUUUUUGUCAAAUAAUUUGCCAUGGAUUCGAAAAUCUACAUUGAGGAUUUUGGAUAACGUACUACCAAAGCUGCAUUUUGACAACAAAGCAUAUAGUGGUCUUGGAUUAAACUUAAUCUCUCCUUUGCUCAGAUUAUUAUCUACUGAUUAUGUGAUGGAUGCAUUAAAGCUCUUAACCAUGCCAUUAUCAAUUUCAGGGCCUUCUGAUGUACAGACAUUCAAGCUACUAAUGAUUGACCCCAAAACCAAAAAUUCCGAUGCUAGAUUUGCGCAUUUUUUUGAAAUUCCUGACGAAACUGGCUGGUCUGAACCUAACUCUGAGUAUGCAACAACAUUGACCAAGAAGAACGUACAUGCCAUUUUCUAUAUGUGCCCUGAAACAGGUACUUCUUUAAAGACUCCUGAAAUCCAAUUUCAUGCUGAAGAGGUAUCAAACUAUCCUCGACAUAUUCCUACGAAUAGCCAUGGGUCUUCAGGAGAAAAUUCUUUAGGUGAGCUUGUAACUACCUUACACAGCCUUGAUGCUUUCUUUGCAGAAGAUAAAGACGAGCAUUUGCCUGAGUCGAGUGAUUUGUCAGAUCAUAGCACAGUAGUCUACAACGAUACUUCUGACGACUGUGACGAUCACAUAGUCUCUAUACUUUCAGGAAAUUUAAAACGAGAGAAAGAAGGCUUCGUUCCUUACGAAUCUAGUGCAUUUGGGAAUUACAUAGCCCCUGAAGAGAAUGACGGUUCGAUAGACUCGUCUUCUGAUGCUCCUCUUCGUUCACAUAAGGCAUCUCUUAUGUCAAAAUUAAGGCCUCUAUAUUUUUCUGAUGGUGAACCAAACUCUUCAAUUUUAAACCAUUUGAAUAACUCUUCAGAAAUUUGUUCGUCAUUAAAAGAGCUGCGACAGUCUGCCAAUCAUGAGGGUUUUGCUGGCUGGAAUCUGGAAGACUCGGAAGCUGCAUAUUCAAGAUAUCCUUCAAAUGAGCUACCGUUACACGAAAAUUAUUAUCAUUUGCGGACUAUGUUCCACGCGAGUGAAAGCAACAACUCUUUUAAUCAUUCUUUCGUUUAAGAAAUGUGAGACGUUAGAAAGAAAAGUCAGAAGGUUAUUUAUGUAUUUCUUAUUACUUUUUUUUUUGCUAUGGAUUUUUGCGAAGUUCGCAGAUACUAUAAUUAUUAUUUUCGGAAUUUAAGUAUCGUGCGUACUUUGCCCGCUUUAUUUAUUUAAAUUUAGUUUACUUGUUUAUGGGCAUUAUUUAGUUUUAUGUCUUAUGGCUGGCGGCAUGUCAAAAAAACUUUAUAUGCCAGUGUUAUAUGUCUUUAAAGUCAUAUAAUAAAGGCUUUCAUUGUUUCAAUUCGUUUCCUUUUUACAUAGCAUAAACUCAAUUAUGAUUGACGAUUGAUAGAAUAGUGUUGGAUAUUUUCUAAUCGAGGGUAUCAUAAUAUCACUAACUUAACUCAGUGAA